AAAAACGAAUAUAGCCAUCAUUUUGUGAGAGAGAAAAGGCCAUGGAAAGAUAGAUAAUAACUCCCUGCUUAUAUUGAAAUAUACAGAGGAGAGAGAGAAAUGGGAGAUUCAAGCGGUUCUGUCUCCAUUGAUAUGGAGGCAUUGUCUCUUGGAGUACAGGAACACCUUGUGGAGACUACCUAUGGCCCCGUAUGUGUUGCCGUUUGUGGAGAUCCAGAUAAACCUGCUCUUAUCACAUAUCCUGAUCUAGCUCUUAACUAUAUGUUCUGUUUUCAAGGAUUAUUGUUUUGUCCAGAAGCUAGUUCCUUGCUACUCCACAACUUCUGCAUAUAUCACAUAAGCCCUCUAGGCCAUGAGUUGGGAGCUCCAGUGAUCAGUGUUGAUGCUCCUUUGCUCUCCGCUGAUGACUUAGCAGACCAGAUUGUUGAGGUUCUUAACUAUUUUGGACUUGGUGCAGUCAUGUGUAUGGGUGUCACAGCAGGAGCUUACAUUCUGACUUUAUUUGCUAUGAAGUACAGGCAGAGAGUUCUGGGAUUAAUACUCGUCUCUCCACUGUGCCAAGCGCCUUCUUGGUCAGAAUGGUUGUGCAAUAAGGUUAUGUCUAAUUUACUUUACUACUAUGGCAUGUGUGGAGUGGUUAAGGAAUUGUUACUAAAACGGUUCUUCAGCAAGGAAGUUCGUGGUAAUGCUCAAGUUCCAGAAUCAGAUAUUGUUCAAGAAUGCAGAAGAUUACUUUGCGAGCGGCAGAGUACAAAUGUAUGGAGAUUCCUUGAGGCAAUCAACGGGAGAGUGGAUCUUAGCGAAGGGUUGAGGAAAUUGCAAUGCAGAACUUUGAUAUUCAUCGGUGAAAGUUCUGCUUACCACUCAGAGGCCGUUCACAUGACCACCAAACUAGACAGACGAUACGGUGCGUUAGUCGAGGUACAAGGAACUGGGUCGUUGGUGACUGAAGAGCAGCCACAGGCGAUGGUAAUACCAAUGGAAUACUUUUUGAUGGGAUAUGGCUUGUAUCGUCCUGCGUAUAGUGUAAGCCCAAGAAGUCCUUUGAGCCCAACUAGAAUCUCCCCCGAGCUGCUCUCCCCUGAAAACAUGGGGUUGAAGCUCAAACCGAUUAAGACAAGACUCUCCUUAUGACGCUUCCUUCUUGUGCUACGGAAAAUAUUACAGCAUUAUACCUGAUGAUACACUACGUCUACGUGAAUCGCCAUUAUUGUUUUUGGAGUUUGAGCUACUCUUGUGUUAUGAUUAAAGCUGUAGAUAUAGAUAGAGACAUUGAUCAUUUAUAUAUAUAUAUAUAUAUAGAGAGAGAGGGGGAGAGAGAGAAGAAGAAGAGUUAAAAGAGGAAUAAGGGAAGGGAUUGACAUAUAGUAGAGAGAAUACAGAUGUUUUAUGUUUGUCUUCAGUGAGUGAGAAGCUGUUCUUGUUCUGUCUGUAUAUUCGGUUGAAUUAUUAUUUAAGGAAAAUUUCUCAUAA
Molecule: messenger RNA, 1473 nt
Organism: Raphanus sativus (radish)
Lineage: Eukaryota; Viridiplantae; Streptophyta; Magnoliopsida; Brassicales; Brassicaceae
Product: protein NDL2
Exons: 10
Coding region: 100-1134 (344 amino acids)
Source: RefSeq, a predicted model, not a curated record